Saccostrea cuccullata (small rock oyster) is the source of this 1689-nucleotide messenger RNA. Its product is annotated as R3H domain-containing protein 4-like. NCBI's taxonomy places the organism in Eukaryota, Metazoa, Mollusca, Bivalvia, Ostreida, Ostreidae. Gene Ontology annotation, molecular function: nucleic acid binding. The transcript is spliced from 7 exons. The record is from RefSeq and is a predicted model, not a curated record. The coding region runs from base 105 to 938 and encodes 277 amino acids.
AUGAAAAAUUGAACCUUCGUGACGCAAUAUUUUCAUUUUGGAAGCAACUCGACUGUUGUUAUCAACAAUAGUUUAUUAAUUUCCUGCAGCUACUUUUAAGGAUAAUGGGGGUUACAAAGAAUAAUAGAGAUCUUUUUCACUUUGGAUAUAUCGAAGAUGAGCUUGAACAACUGGAGAAUACUCUGGAAAGUGAAGAGGAAGAGAAUGUCAUAAACAAACAGAGAAAGUUAAGGCGAGGUAGAAGAGCAGGUUACCAUGGAUCAUCCAGCAGCAUUAACGCCAUGGGCAGGAAAAGAAUGGGGGCUGGCAAAGCUCGUCGUGUUGACAAUUUGAAACAACUUUUGAACAUGGCAGAAAAAGAGGACUCAUUUGAGCUAGACUUUGAUAUUUUUGAGCCAACCAUUUCAGCAUUUGCAGAGCUUUUUAAUGAAAAAGAAAAGAUGCAGGCUUGGAACAGCUUUGUAAACAGUUCAGAGGAGGAGCAAGAAAGAAUCAUCAGUGGAAGAUCAAUCCCAGAAACCAUCACUGAGGAGGAAGAGGAAGUGGAGGGCGACUUCCAGAUGGUGGAGAGGACAACAGAAAAUACCACAGACAAAAGGAAAUAUCAUCCAUCUUAUACUGCAGAAGAAUGUUUCCAGAGGAUUGACAAGAAAAUUAAAACCCAUCUGAGAAGAAAACAUAUCCCACUGGAAUUCCUGAUGAGUCUGGAGGAGAAUGUGAUCGAUUUCUUCAGAUCUUGGCCGGACUCUGUGUACAUCCAGCAUCUAACAGGAGGCUUUGAGAGAAUGAUGCUGCACGGCGUGUGCCAGUACCUAGAUCUCCAUUCCAAAAGUGUGGAAAACAAUGGAGAACGUCACACUCAUGUGGAGAACCCCUAUCCUGUCUUUGAUCCUCCCACCGUUUUACUGUCAUCCUACCUCCAAAGGUCAUGGUCAUGACAACACAUUACAAAAUACAACUCUGAGAAAACAUUUACAAGGCAGAAAUUUGAACUCAUUACCGUAGAUAUUUAUUUUUUGGUACAUCUGAUUUUUAUGCAUUAUGUGUUUAUGUAAAAUGUUAAUACAUGUGUUUUGGGCUACAUGUUGAUUCUGUUCUAUAUGAUUGUACAUCAUAGAUAUAUGUACUGUAAACCAACUUUUGUUUGUGACGACUUUAUUUCACGGUUUACCAGGGGUAAAAUAGUUCGCAACAAAUAUUUUUUGUGAUCAAGCAUUUUUGGAUCUGUUUUUAAUAGAAACAGAGACUUAAAGGACUGGUUCGAGGCAAGAAGUAGUUGCGAUGACGUGGUUCUCCUGAACAUCGCAAGACUUUCUCUCACAUGAAUAAAAGUUGGUUUACAGUAUUUAGUUUUAAGGCAUGGAUCAUUUUUACAACUGUUACUCAUUUUAUAUAUGUUUUUCCAGUCAUAUUUAUGGAUUAAUGAUGCAAAUUGCUGAUUUUUUUAAACCAUUAGUAACAUUUGAUGUGAAAUAGAGUAUUUUUCUUGCAUGAUCUUUAGAUUGUAAUAAAAAUAAAAAGAUCAGGUGUAAUUGUAUAUUUUUUAGGUGAUGGAAACCAGUGAAAAUACAAUUUGUCAAGUAUAUUUUUUCUAAUAAUAUUUUUAAGAAGAAUUUCUCAAACCAAAAAGGGGCAUAACUUCAGCUAUACAAAUUCAAAUAAAAGCUACAAUAUAUUUGUUUAUAAAAG